Molecule: messenger RNA, 969 nt
Organism: Schistocerca gregaria
Lineage: Eukaryota; Metazoa; Arthropoda; Insecta; Orthoptera; Acrididae
Exons: 2
Coding region: 42-887 (281 amino acids)
Source: RefSeq, a predicted model, not a curated record
UCAGUGUCUGGGGAUCGGGCAGUGACGGAGUGCCGUGCGCCAUGAAGAGCUCGGGCAGGGUUUGCAGCCUGCUGCUGCUGACGAUGGCCUCAGUGUCCAGCGGCCGCAACGCUGGAUAUUACUUCGAGGAGGCGCGAUUCCGGUAUUCUCCUUCCAGGCCCGAAGACGCACUCGUCCUUUUCAUAGCCAGUGCGCCACCCCUCAUUUGUGAGCCGGAGGACGGCUUAUCGGAAGGGACCGAAGUCGCCGACUUUCGCCUCGCUCUACCACGCGGGUACUCGCACUACACAUGCUCGUUCGAAGGAAACGCAACGGCAGGCUCUAACCUCAGCCUGAUACGACCCCUUCUUUCGUAUUUUUACUACACCGGAACAGGUGCCGUAGGAGGGUUUAGUGAGAAUAAAAUGUACUGCACUACGAAUUCACAGCUACCAGACGAAUACUUCCAGGUGAGGGUGCAGCGUCCUCAUGAAGAUCGUCCGGUGAAAUGCCGUGUCCUCAACGACAGUGGAAGGCUGUACAUCAGGUUUCCAGGAUACCCGACCAUCGUUUGCCAAAUUGGCAUUGAAGCGGGGCCUUAUCGUUUUAACCUGCCAGGUAUUGAUGACCCAUUCAAGUGCGCGUUCCGUGUGUAUUCAGAGUGGAUUUUAGGGGACACGCACGCCGAAGAACGCCUGUACCGGUCUCUAGUCAGCGGACUCCCCACUCGCGUGGAUGGCACCCGCCCACGUAUCGUAUGCUUCCCGCACGAAACGUCCAAUGGGGCCGCGGACUUUCAGCUACUAUUGCAGAGCGGCUCCACCUACGAUUGCAGUUUCCCGGAAGCUGUUUCUCGCUACCUGCUAGAGCCACGCCAUACGAAUGACAGACCGGCUCCCAUUGAAUGACAGAAGAUUAGUUGUGACGAUAAAAGCCGGAGACUUAUUGUAUCGAAAUGAAAAGAAAUGUCAGUAAAUUACCUUCAACGUU